AAGAACUUGCCAAAACUAGAGAGAAGGUAAGCCUUAUAUUUAUGUUAGCUGAGUUGGUUAUUCAUGACAUGCAUAAUAUAAUUCUCCAAAACUCAAAAUAUUUUCUUUCGACUUCGUGAUUUCUUAAUCUGUUUUGGCAACUAUGGCUGCGAAUUCAUGGACAAAUGAAGAAAACGAGCAGUUCAAGAACGCAGUGCAAGUGUUCUCUGUGUUUUCACCCAAUCGGUUCGAGCGUAUAGCCCAGUUUCUAGGGAAAUCGGUGGUCGAUGUUAUGGAGCAUUACCAGAAAAUGGUCGAUGAUCUUCUAGAGAUCGGAUCGAGUCAAAUAGCUUUAUCUAAUGGAUUGUUUGAUGCAGCUGUGCCGAGUUGGUGCCGGAUGGAGAAACUUAUAUGGAACAAAGAAGAACAUGAAUGGUUCCUGAUCGGGUUAAGGCGGUUUGGGAAAAAAUGUGACAAAAUAGCGGUUUUAGUUGUAACCAAAACCGCGAUGCAAGUGGCGAUCUAUGCACGUAACUUCUUCAAUUGGCAGAACCCAAGGAACAAUGUGAUGAAGCGGCGGAGAACCAUGGACAUAACUAUGGGGGACACCAGUGUGGACUUAUCUAGCCCACAAAAGAGGAUUAGGGGGGACAUCAAUAUGGACUCAACUGGCCAACAAGAGAGCCUCGUUCCUUUGCAGCCGCAACCACAACAGGGGCCAGUUGCGCUGGAAACCGGUCAGGAUGCUAACAUUUCUGAUUCUGAAUCGGAUAACUUUCCAUGA
Molecule: messenger RNA, 763 nt
Organism: Raphanus sativus (radish)
Lineage: Eukaryota; Viridiplantae; Streptophyta; Magnoliopsida; Brassicales; Brassicaceae
Product: transcription factor DIVARICATA-like
Exons: 2
Coding region: 143-763 (206 amino acids)
Source: RefSeq, a predicted model, not a curated record